Messenger RNA from Anopheles coustani, 2078 nucleotides. RefSeq names its product maltase 2-like. NCBI's taxonomy places the organism in Eukaryota, Metazoa, Arthropoda, Insecta, Diptera, Culicidae. The coding region runs from base 1 to 1935 and encodes 644 amino acids. Gene Ontology annotation, biological process: carbohydrate metabolic process. The record is from RefSeq and is a predicted model, not a curated record. The transcript is spliced from 5 exons.
AUGGCGACUCAUCGGCGUGCGAGUUUGUGUUGGCAAUUCUUGGUUUGGCUCGGUCUGGUGGUUGGCGUUUUGGCUGCCAGCGACCAAGGCGACUGGUGGCAGCGGACCGUGUUCUAUCAAAUCUACCCUCGCUCCUUCAUGGACUCGAACAACGAUGGUGUUGGUGACCUGCGUGGCAUCACGGCCCGUUUGGAGCAUCUGAAAGAUGCUGGAAUCGGAGCGACCUGGCUGUCACCUAUCUUCCUGUCACCGAUGGUCGACUUCGGGUAUGACAUCACCGACUAUACCGUCAUCCAGCCGGAGUACGGCACGAUGGAGGACUUCGAGGCGCUGGUGGCGGAAGCGAAGCGACUCGAUAUAAAAAUCGUCCUCGACUUUGUACCGAACCAUACGAGCGACCAGAGCGAUUGGUUCCGGCGCUCGGUGGCCCGUGAAGGCCCGUACACCGACUACUACGUGUGGCACGAUGGGCGCGAGGAUCCGACAGCCGAAAAUACCAAUGGACCGCAGCGUCGUUUGCCACCGAACAAUUGGCCAUCGGUAUUUUAUGGAUCCGCCUGGACGUUCCAUCCCGAGCGGGGCCAGUACUACCUGCACCAGUUUACCGCCCAGCAACCGGAUUUGAACUUUCGCAACCCAGCCGUCGUGGAGGAGCUUCGGGAGGUGUUGCGUUUCUGGCUGCGGAAGGGUGUGGCCGGGUUUCGCAUCGACGCCGUAAAUCAUCUGUUCGAGGCGGAAGGCUUUCCGGACGAGCCGGAAUCGGGAACCGACACCGAUCCACUGUCGUACGGCUUUACGAACCAUAUCUACACGAAAGAUUUGCUUGAGUGCUACGAUAUGGUGUACCAGUGGAGGGAUCUUCUGGACGAAUGGACACGCGAGUAUGGAGGAGAUACUAGAAUCAUCAUGACUGAGGCAUACGCCAACAUAACGUUCACGAUGAAGUACUACCAUUCGGAGCAGGAUCCCCCUCGUCCGGGAUCGCAUAUGCCCUUCAACUUCCUGCUCAUAACCGACCUAAGCCAGACCUCAACGGCUCCCGAUUUUGUGCACACGAUCAACAAAUGGCUCACGUACAUGCCACGAACGGGGGCAACGGCCAACUGGGUGCUGGGUAAUCACGAUCAACCCCGCGUCGGUACACGCUACGGUGCGGAACGGAUCGACGCCAUGAACACGCUGCUGAUGACGCUACCCGGCAUCGCUGUCACGUACUACGGCGAAGAGAUCGGUAUGGUUGACAAUCCGGACGCCAGAAAAGGCGAGCCGGAGGCCGAAGCGGGGAAAGCUUUCAUAGCGUUCUCGCGUGAUCCCGAAAGGACGCCCUUCCAGUGGGACGAUACGGCCAAUGGGGGGUUCUGCAGCGGUCAGGUGCAACCAUGGCUUCCGGUACAUCCCAACUACCGUCAGCUCAACCUAGCGGCCCAGCGCCAAGCCGAACGGAGCCACUACAAAACCUACCAGCGACUGGUCCGACUGCGUGGCCACGAAACCUUCCGCCACGGUGCCAUCCAGCUCGUGCCCUACUCGAACGACAUUAUCGCGUACGUACGCGAGCUCGCCGAUAGCGACACGUUUGUGGUCGUGAUCAGCUUGGCCCCAACGGCCCGUACCGUUGACCUGCUAUCGGUGUUUCCACGACUCGCUCCCGAACUGCACGUUGCCUCGAGCGGCUUCAACUCGAGCCACCCAACGGGAGCCAUCGUGCAGUCGGACCGGCUAGCCGUGGAUGGAUACGAUGGUUUAGUUUUGCGCAGCAUCCCGCUGGCUUCGAGGAAAAACAAAUUCUCCCUCCCGGCAUUCCUCGGGGCGGCGGCCAAGGAUGCUGCCGUAAUUGCGUCCAUCGUAAUUGCACUCGGCACCGGGCUCUACCACUUUCAGUACCGUGCGCGCGCCCUGGGUGGAGCCAAGUGGUCGGGAGGAUUUAAAAAAUAAUGACAGCCACUUCCGGGAGAAAAAGAAACAACUGGCGGAAGAACGAUUUGCAUUCAAAUGGGAAGAGGCAAGGAGUGUGCUGCCUGUGCGGAGUCGUGAGUCCGGUUAGGGAAAUUAUCAUCACUGUCCUAUUCAUUUUUUCU